AAACUCACCGCUACAUCUUCUGAGUUCUGUCUAUAUAUAAUCCUUCUAGAACCAUCCAUCCAUCGAAAUUCCAAUUCAGUUAGAAAUUCUUACAACCCAUAGCAAAGAGGGAGAACGAGUGAGUUUGACGCUAACAGAAAAAAAUGGUGAACUUCAUGCUUAUGAUCAGCGCUGAGCUUGAGAAUUUGACCAAUCUUCAACCUCAAGGUGGCGUCGAUGACCCCAAUUUCCCCUAUUUCUUCAAGUUGAAAUGUGGAAGAUGUGGUGAAGUGAGUCAGAAAGAAACCUGUGUUUCCUUGAACGACACCGUUCCUCUUCCAGCUGGUAGAGGCACUACUCAUCUUGUUCAAAAGUGCAAGUUUUGUGCCAGUGUGAGCACUGUAACUAUGAUCCCAGGCAAAGGAAAACCACUCACCCAGGAAACAACUGAAUCAGGAAAGUUUUCCCCUCUGAUGUUGUUUGACUGCAGGGGCUAUGAGCCGAUAGAUUUUGUAUUUGGCACUGGAUGGAAAGUUGAGUCGCUGGAGGGAACAAAGUUUGAGAAUGUUGACUUGUCAAGUGGAGAUUUUUCCGAAUAUGAUGAGAAGGGUGAGUGUCCAGUCAUGAUAUCCAAUCUUCGUGCUACUUUUGAUGUGGUGAAGUAAAGAGAACUAACUUGAUGUUGGAACAUUUUCUUGGUGUAUAAAUUGACUGUUCUCUUUUGGACAAACGUUUGUAAUCUGGAGUACAUUAUAACAGUAAAUUUGCAUGAUUCUCUUAAUAUUAAAAGCUUCCAAGGAAUGAUUGGCUUCAGUUUGCA
Molecule: messenger RNA, 799 nt
Organism: Medicago truncatula (barrel medic)
Lineage: Eukaryota; Viridiplantae; Streptophyta; Magnoliopsida; Fabales; Fabaceae
Product: CXXC motif containing zinc binding protein
Exons: 4
Coding region: 144-644 (166 amino acids)
Molecular function (GO): zinc ion binding
Source: RefSeq, a predicted model, not a curated record